AUGAUCCCGGCUGACCCACCAAGCCGCGCAGGCAAGAAUCUCGACGCGAUUGAAGAGGAAGCAGAUCAUCCCACACCGAGAGAAUCGCUCAAAAACAUGCAUCACAAUGUAACCACAAACCAAUUGCCUCUGCUCCAACAACUGAACCCAUACGAGGGGGCAGAGGAGUUCAAUCCAGUGAACGAGGAUGGCGCAUCAUACGAUCUAAUUGCACCGUUCGAGGAAGGUCAUGAAGCACCUCUACACAAGCUCGAGCGUUUAUCCGACUUGAUGUUUGGACGAGAGCACAUGCUCGCCAUCCUCAACAACCCUCGGUACCUAGCUCAAUUUCGAGAAUUCUUGCUCGAAGAACGACCGCGCUCAGUAGCAACGCUCACCUACUACCUCAACGCUGUCAAGGCUCUCAAGGCGCUCGAAUUCGCCAAUGCGCUUGUACGUUUAUCGGUCAACGUGCCUCCUCCAGCUGUCCAAGCAGUACAAAGGGAAAAUGCAGCGGUUGGAAACACAACGAACAAAAUCCUGGAGCAAAGAGCUGAAGAUGGACUCAACGCAUUGACAGCCGAAGAGCUUCCGGCCUUCAUAACGUCGCGCUGCAUCACCAUCACAAGCAAGAUCGUGCAAGAGCGCGUUCGUGGAACACUACCAAUGAAGUUUCGCGAAACCUCCAAUGCGCUGGCAGAAGUGUUCUGUUUAACCGAUCCGUCGCGGCCGGAUAAUCCAAUUAUUUUUGCAUCUGAAGAAUUCCACCGCACAACCCAAUACGGCAUGGACUACGUCCUUGGUCGUAAUUGUCGGUUUCUUCAAGGACCCAAGACGAGCUCGAACAGCGUUCGCCGUAUCAGACAAGCCAUCCAUGAAUGCCGGCAUCACUCAGAGAUUUUCCUAAACUAUCGUCGUGACGGAUCACCAUUCAUGAACCUCCUUCAGUGUUCACCUCUAUGCGACAGUCAAGGAAAGGUCAAAUAUUUCAUUGGUGCUCAGAUCGACGUAUCAGGCCUGGCUCUUGAUGGAGCACAGAUGGAAUCCCUUAUCGAAUUGCAGUCGCGAUAUCAUGAUCCGGGAGUUGAGAGUGUGGCGCAAUUACGGCAGUCGAAACAAAAAGACGAAUUCGAAGAGCUCUGUGAGCGUUUCAGUCCUCGUGAACUGGAAACGGUGCAAGAUCAUGGCGGUGAUCUCUUCCAGCCUAUCAGCAAUAGGGCAACAAACUUCUCUCGCAGAGCAUGGCUACAGCGCGAAACUUCUGUAGACAGCGAAGCAGAAGCUAUCCGGCUGCAAGAUAUGAAAAUGCCCUUAGGGCGAGGGCGACUUCUCGGCGUCUAUGAAAAUGUUUGUUUCUUCGAAUAUCUUCUCACCCUUGGCUUUUCCGUAUAUGCUGAUACGUUCCAGUACCUUCUUGUCCGCCCCUACCCAUCACUCCGUGUUCUAUUUACAUCGCCCUCUCUUCAGAUCCCCGGGAUGCUGCAGUCCUCAUUCCUCUCUAGGAUAGGUAGCUCAUCUGCGGUCAAGGAUGAGCUCUUACAGGCCAUGAUGCACGGUCGUAGUGUCACUGCGCGAGUGAGAUGGGUUACCCGCUUCAAUAGCGAGGGUCGCAACCGCUGGGUCCAUUGCACGCCAUUGAAUGCUAACAAUGGGCAGGUAGGAGUAUGGAUGAUUGUGAUUGUGGACGAUGAUGAGGGGCAAAUCGUCGGCUGGAGAAAUUAG
Penicillium chermesinum is the source of this 1701-nucleotide messenger RNA. RefSeq lists its product as uncharacterized. NCBI's taxonomy places the organism in Eukaryota, Fungi, Ascomycota, Eurotiomycetes, Eurotiales, Aspergillaceae. The coding region runs from base 1 to 1701 and encodes 566 amino acids. Gene Ontology annotation, cellular component: nucleus. The record is from RefSeq and is a predicted model, not a curated record. The transcript has 4 exons.